CUGAACUUCACUAUGGCUGUAUAUGAGAAAUCUCCAAUGAAGAGGAAAUUGAUCGUCACGCUGAGAAAUAAUGGGAAGAUUGUCAAGCAAUCUGCAUUUAACUUGGAGAAAUUUAUCAAGAAUUAUGACAUGAACUACAGUAGGCAAUGCAUGCCGGAUAACGUACUGCUCUACAACAACCCAGUCCGCUGCUGGAAUGAGAAACACAAGCAUUGUCCCAUGAGAUACCCUGGAGAGUGCUCAGCAGGUGGCUCAGAAUUCAACAACACUUCUUGCCAUUAUGAGAACGAGAAGUUCAAACAAGAUCGCCCCAAGCAGUACAUCGUGCAGUACGUGGCAGAUGUACCACUGAGAGAUGAUGAUGAUGAUGACGAUGACCAGUAUGAAAACAAGAAAAUUCGAGAUUACAGUAUCGGAGAAUGUGAGACUGACGACUCAUCAUUCAACAACAAUAUAGGCAAAAAUAAUACCACUGCCUAAAUGGCAAGAUGAACAGAAAGCAGU
Molecule: messenger RNA, 504 nt
Organism: Schistocerca piceifrons (Central American locust)
Lineage: Eukaryota; Metazoa; Arthropoda; Insecta; Orthoptera; Acrididae
Exons: 2
Coding region: 13-480 (155 amino acids)
Source: RefSeq, a predicted model, not a curated record